AUGUAUGUGAGUUAUCUUUUGGAUAAAGAAACCAGCAUGUAUCCGGGAUCUGCAAGGUGCAGCAGCAACAACCUGCCAGUGCAAAACUUUGUGUCCACUCCGCCCUAUUCAGAUUACAUGGGAUAUCAUCCUGUGCCAACUCUGGACACCCAUGGGCAGCCGGCAGGAACCUGGGGAUCUCACUAUGGCCCACAGAGGGAGGACUGGAACGCUUACGGCCCAGGACCUUCCAGCACGGUUGCUGCUGCACACAUCAAUGGCUCGCCUCCUGGACAGGUCUCCUACAGUUCUGCUGAUUACAGCUCCCUCCAUCCUGCUGGAUCCGGGGGGUUACCUCCCGUAGAAACAAUUAAUACACAGCAAAUCUCUCCCAACAGCCAAAGGCACAGCUCUUACGAAUGGAUGAGGAAAACGGUGCAAUCCACUUCUACAGGUAAAACAAGAACAAGAGAGAAGUACCGAGUGGUUUACACAGAUCAUCAGAGAUUAGAAUUAGAGAAGGAAUUUCAUUACAACAGAUACAUUACAAUCAGGAGGAAGUCUGAACUUGCUGCAAACCUAAGACUUUCCGAGAGACAGGUGAAAAUCUGGUUCCAGAACCGCAGAGCCAAAGAAAGAAAAUUAAUGAAGAAGAAAAUGACUCAUUUUGAUGGCAGCAAUCUUGGCUCUAUGCAGAGUGACUCUGGCUCAGCGAGCCCGAUGCCGGUUCCUGACCAACAGACUCAUUCAGAAAUGUCCAGUUCCUUAUUCCCCCCUCCACCUCCUCCACCUCCACUCCCCAUGAAUGGUUUGCAGCACAACGGGAACCUGCAGCAGGUAGUGGCCUCUCAGUAAGGCCGCCUGAAGAGCUACUGCAUAACGGACACUAUAAACUACCAGUACAUGGAGCACUACAGUAUGAAAGAGAGAGGACAGCCGUAGCUGUUUUGCAGGAGUCCCCAGCAUGACACAGUUCUGUGUACAUAAGCUUCAAGAACAGUAAACCAAGAGCCACU
Messenger RNA from Phalacrocorax carbo (great cormorant), 995 nucleotides. The record is from RefSeq and is a predicted model, not a curated record. Lineage: Eukaryota; Metazoa; Chordata; Aves; Suliformes; Phalacrocoracidae.